This is a messenger RNA of Stylonychia lemnae, 900 nucleotides long. The record is from the annotation of a GenBank genome assembly. Lineage: Eukaryota; Ciliophora; Spirotrichea; Sporadotrichida; Oxytrichidae.
AUGUCUCAAGAUAGCGCUUAAAAAAAUGGAGCUGAACUUGGAGAUGGUCAAAAAAUUGAAGAUUAUCUUUAAGUUCUUGAAGAACACCGCCGCAAUUGCGAAAAAGAGGGCAACUUUGUAGAAGCUGAAAUGGCAAAGAGCAGAAUUGAAGAGAUGAAGGUUUAAGAAGCUCAACGUCAACUGGAAUAGCUGGUUUUGAAGCAUCAAUAAGAAAAAGCUGAAUUGGAGGAUUAACACUAAAGAGAAUACGAUUAAUUCAAUCAGGAGUGGGAUUAGAGAAUGUCACAAAAAGAUUAAGAACAUCAGCUUAUGUUACAGUAACUAGAUGAGCAGCAUUAAAGAGAUCUUGAGAAAAAUAGGAUUGAUCUUGAUUAAAAGAUACCAGCCAUCUUUAAACCAUCAUCUGAACUUUUGAAUUUAAAGAAGAUCUAAGAUUAGCUUGCCAAGCAGAAAGAGUACGGUGAGGCUCACAAGGUUUAGCAAAAGAUAAUAGAGCUCUCAAAGGAAGAAGAGGAAAAGUAUUCAUAAGUAAGACAAAAGAAAAUUGUAGCUGCUGAGACUUUAAUGAUCUAGAAAUAGCAAUAGCAGAUGAAUGCUUUGAGAAAGAAAUGUGAUAAUUCAAUGAGUGAAGACAGAAAACUAAGAGAACAAUAACAUGAGAAGAUGCUACAGAAAUAUUCAAAUGUUAAGAGAGAGAUUGAAAGCUAAUAGAGCCUUGAGAGGAUUAAGCUAGAGAAACUAUUUGGAAAGCAAUUAUUAGCGAGUUAAUCUUCCUUAAGUUAUGGUUUAAAGAAAAAUGAUCAGGCCUAUUCUAGCAAGGGCUUCUCUAGUAACUCAUCACCAAAGAAAGGAUCAUGGGGUGCAUAAACAGGAAGAGAUAAUGCUAGCAAGUAAUUAUGA